Messenger RNA from Misgurnus anguillicaudatus (oriental weatherfish), 1542 nucleotides. NCBI's taxonomy places the organism in Eukaryota, Metazoa, Chordata, Actinopteri, Cypriniformes, Cobitidae. The record is from RefSeq and is a predicted model, not a curated record.
CUCUCUCUCUCUCUCUCUGAAGAAGCAAUGCAGUAACAGUAAAGGCUGAAGCGCUGCAGCAGGGAAACCUACUGCCCUGAUAUUCCAGACCCUUCCUAACAUGCAUCAGGAAACACACUUUAUCUACACUUUUUGCUCUGCAGGAUUUGACUUCAGGAUCAACUGUAACAAACAAGAACAGUACUGCAGGCCAGCAGGUCCAGAGGAAAACCUGUAAAAUUACAACAAGAUAAGCAAUCAGGAUGGUAGCAGCGGACCAGACCGAUGUGGACAGACCGAAGCGAUGGAGGAGACCACUCCAGACCCCGCUUUUGUGGACGUGGACCAGGGUCUGACUCUGGCGGGCAUCGCUUUCCUCUGCCUGCUGCUGGUUGCAAUGAUCAUACGCUGUGCCAAAGUCAUCAUGGACCCCUACAGCGCCAUACCCACAUCCACUUGGGAGGAGCAACACUUGGACGAUUCGCAGAUCUGAGUCGGCGGAAAGACAAACAUGCUUGCGCACUAGAAACCAACAUUUUUCCUGUUACCUCAGCUAAACGUGGACAUUGAGUUAAAUCAGGCAAUGAAAUUUUAAACAGCACGUGGGAUCUCCAAAUUGGUCAUCUUCUUAUAUAUGUCAAUGCACAUUUACAUCCCAUGUUCUCUCUACUGCAUUGCAUACUAUAUCUAUCUGUAUUGUCCUGCAGAGCAAAGUAACAAAGAACUAAAGCACACAAAGUCAUGUAGUCAUUUCAGUAUGCAUCCGACAAAACAUGGACAGCAAUGCACCUUGUUUGCAAUUUGUAAUUAGAAUCUAUAAAAAAUGAUUUAAAAUCAGGGCAUUGUGCAUGUGAAUGCAAACACUUCUAGUUUGGUGUGCUGUAUUUAAAACGCAUUUAUAAUUUAUAACAGAAGUAUGUGAGUGUCAUUGCCGUAACAGCUAUAGUUGGCAUAAACUGUCUUCAAUAGUCAUUAUAUUUUUAGGACAGCUGCUGCUAGGCUGUUAAAGCAACAGUUUGGAGAGAAUCUUACAGGGUUAGUUAAGGCUAGUUAAACUGCCGCCAUGUUUAAAGCUAAAGAAACACUUAAAGCUGCGUGUUCGGUAUGCUCAGCAGUGGCCAAACAAUUUAAAUGCUUGUGUAAAGUAUGUUUCUGGCCUUUAUUGCGAUUGCAUUUUGCAAGAAAAUGAACACUGUACUCUGGUUUAAAUGACAUUUUAAAGAAACAUCAGUGCUAUUACUAUUGCAACUACCUUUAACUUUUUCAUUUUGACCAAAGCAUCUGGGUUUUUCCAAUUUCUUGGCUCUUACAAUGUAUGUCCUCAUGGUUUUAUUCUGUUGUCUUUGUUUAAAUGUACAUAUUUCAGAGAGCCUUCAUCUACACAGCAUGGUAAUAAGUGCCUGAGCUGAAAUAAUAAAUAAAGUUAUGAAUGAAUUUCGCUUUGACGGUUGUAUUGUAUUACCGCAAAAUGAAGGACUAGUCAACAAAAAGCCUGUGUCUAUGUCUGAUUAGAAAUUUUGUGAAGAAAUUCACAUCUUAAGUCUAAACAAUUUAAUGUCUGAA